AUGGCUGCGCGCAGUGAUGACCAUGCUGAGCCGCGUCAAACCUUAUUCAUUCGAAAUUUACCGUUUAGUGUGACGGAACAGAGGCUGGAGGAAGUUUUCAGUGAGAUAGGGCCCGUCAAACGGUGUAUUCUUGUUAAGGAUAAAGAGACUGGACGAGGAAAAGGUUAUGGCUUUGUUGUGUACUCAAUGCUCGAGGAUGCUGUGGAAGCCAAAAGUAAAAUCAAGAAGGUGGAUGGAAGGAAUGUUUUUGUCCUUUAUUCAAAGAAAAAGAAAUACAAGAGGAAAAGCCCCAAAGAAGACAGAUAUGUCUCUUUGAAGUCUAAACCAAAGGAAAUACCUGAAAAUGCUAACGCUGAUGCUCAGAGUACCAAGUACAUGCGAGCUAAACAAGUGGUUGUGACUGGCUUCUCAGGCAAGCUGGACUCAACCACCCUGGAGCAAGCUACACAAAAUGUGAAAAACAUUGCCAAAGUUAGAUACCCGGUCAAAGGUCGCUCUGACACCACUGUCAUCCUGACCUUCAAAUGUGUGCGUGAUUCAAAGAGGGCUGUGAGAAGGUUAAAUGGAAGAGACUUUAGAGGCCAGACACUGCAGGCUUGGCAGCACUCAUCAGAGUUUGUAAAGGAACCAGUGAAAAGUGAAAACACUGCAGAGAAGAGUAGUUUUAAGCUGCAGAAACAGUGUCGAUUAAUCAUACGCAAUUUGUCCUUCAAGUGUACAGAGGAAGACCUAAGAAACAGUUUUCAGGAAUUUGGUGAAAUAUCUGAGGUGAUCAUUCCAAUGAGGAGUGAUGGCAAACAGCAUGGGUUUGGCUUUGUCCAGUACAACGACCUGAAAUCAGCAGAAAAAGCACUGAAGACGAUGAAUAUGAAACAAAUAAAAGGGCGGCCUGUGGCAGUAGAUUGGGCAGUGCCUAAAGGAGAAUUUAUGAAAGCAACAGCAAAAACUACUAAGACGGACUCAGUAUCUAGUCCUGAUGAAGGUGCUGUCAGUGGGGUGGCUGGUGAGGAAUCCUCCAGCGAGGAAGAGGAAGAAGAGGAUCAGGCUAGAGAGAAUAAACAGAAGGAAGGAGAUGAAAGCGAUGACCUGUCUGAGGAGGAUGAAGGGUUUAGCAGCAAAGAGGAUUCAGAGGAGAGCGAGGAAGAAAAGGAGGAUGACAGUGAAUCCGAUGCAGAUGAUGAGUCCGAUGACCAAAGCGAAUCUGAGAGCGACGAUAGUCUUCAUAAGAAGAAAAAAAGUAAAGAAAACCAGAUAAAGAAGCAAAAACCAAAUGAAUUGAAAGAGGGCAGGACGUUGUUUAUAAGGAAUAUUAACUUUGACUCUGUUGAGGAAGAACUGGAAGAACUGUUGGAGGAGUUUGGAGAGAUUGAUUACUGUAAAUUUGUGAUGAAUCACUUCACAGAAAAACCAAAAGGAACGGCUUUUGUACAAUUUGCCACAGAAGAAAGUGCCCAGGAGUGUUUACAGAAGGCUAAUGAUGAGUCAGCGCGAGGAGGUAUUGUACUGGACGGCAGGAAGCUGAAUGUCAUCUUAGCCGUGUCCAGACAAGAUGCCGCCAGAUUGAAACAGGAGAAUCAGACCAAGGAGAAAGACGACAAGAGGAAUUUGUACUUGGCCAGAGAAGGCUUAAUUCGACCAGGCACACUAGCUGCUGAAGGCUUAUCAAAAGGCGAUCUGGACAUGAGAUUAAAGGUAGAAAAUGUUAAAAGGCAGAAGUUGAAAAAACCCAACAUUUUUAUUUCAACCACAAGGCUGUGUAUACGAAACAUUCCCGUGAAAACCACGGAUAAGGAACUGAAGAAGAUUUUCCAACAAGCUGCCGGUGACAGGAAGGCUCAAGUUACUGAGUGUCGUAUCAUGAAGGACAUGACCCAGGUGAAUGCCAAGGGAGAGGGCAAGUCUCGCGGAUAUGGGUUUGUGGAGUUCACAGAGCAUCAUCACGCCCUGGAGGCACUCAGGAAGACCAACAACAACCCAGAGAUAUUUGGGGAAAAAAAGAGACCAGUAGUAGAGUUCUCCCUGGAGAAUAAGACAGCCCUAGAGGCCAAGAGGAAACGGUGGGAGAGAAUCAAGGCUAAACGAGAAGCGUUAGCAAAAAACCCAUUGUCGAAACAAAAGAGCGAUUCAAAACAAGGAAGGACAACUGAGAAGAAAGGUAAAUCAGAAAAUACGGUAGCGAAACAGACUGAUGCAUCUGGGUUGGUCAAGGGGAAAAGCACUGUGACAAAAGGAGCGAAGAGACCUAAGGUGUUGCCUUCUCACUCUGGACCAAAGAUACGGCAGAGGGAUCAAGGGAAACAACCAGGGAAAAAGGCAAACAAAAACCGACCGAGUAGAAAGGAAGCCAGAGGCCAGAGUGGCCAGAAGAGGAAAUCAUCUGUGGAGGGUAUGGAGCCGAAGAAGAAGAAAUACAAGGCAAAUCGAAGGGAGAAGACAGAUGACUUUGAUGCCAUGGUUACCAAGUAUCGUAACAAAAUUUUGGCGUCAUCCAAAAAGACUGGAAUGAAGUGGUUUGCUGAUUGAAUUUGAUCGAUUUGAUAGUGCCAGAUGGCAGUCAAAGUCCUUGUCAAAGGAUGCUAAGUCCUUGCAAAACAGCAGACAAAUUGUCAAGCAGAUUUUCAUUAUUUUGUUUUAAAUGUCACUUUGGUUUGUCUACAACUGCCCAUAUUCACAAAGGUAGAGACAGGAGAGCUUACUGAUGUUCACUGAGUGUUCCAAUGCUAUUUCCAAUUUUGAACAGGACCCCUGUUGUUAUGGAGUUAAUUUAUGAAUGCAUGAAUUUGUAUUUGACUUGGCAGUUUCAGAGAAAACUUUCGCAGAACGUCUUAAAUCAAGUGUUUGCAUCUUUCCUUGUAAAUUUUCUCACAUUAUGGCCUUAAAACAAUAAGACAGCCUGAAACAUACAGGAUUUGCCAUAUAUUUACAAAUUUAAAGUAAGGUUUGUAAAACGUGUGGGGCAGAUAAGGCGGGGGUCAUUUGGUUGUCGUGGCUUAGUGAGUUGGGUGGGGGAUAGUGGGAGGUAACAUCUGGUAGUCGUUCUAGUCUGUGCACACCUGUAUUAUACCUGCGAUAAGGACUGCUUAAAUGAGUGUCUAUCAUUUAUAAAACCACUCAAGUCACCUGCUGAGUAAGACUAUGGAUUAAAAAAAAAUAAUAAAAAAAAAACAUCUUUUGCCUAUGAAGACAGCACUCAAAACGGGCUGACCGUAAGAAUGCAGGAAUGCCAGAAACAGCCUGUACAUGUGCAAGUUUAUAAUGAUGUGUUGAAGUGUUACAAAGUUGAAGAUAGAAUUUGCAUUAGUAUGAGGUAGGUAUUAACAAGUGAAUAAAAUUAAGAGGAGGACAUAAAGGUAAUAAAAUCAUCAGUUGUCACAAAAUUGUCAGAAUUAUGUAUGACUCAGUAUAUAGUACUGUAUAAUUAUCAUUUUUCAAGUGACACUAUUUCCUGAUUUUCAUUUUGAAUGAUUAUAUGUAUGUAUAUGUAUUACAUGUAAAAUCAUGGGUUUAAUACAAUCAU
Liolophura sinensis is the source of this 3517-nucleotide messenger RNA. RefSeq names its product RNA-binding protein 28-like. Gene Ontology annotation, molecular function: mRNA binding. Gene Ontology annotation, cellular component: nucleolus. The record is from RefSeq and is a predicted model, not a curated record. NCBI's taxonomy places the organism in Eukaryota, Metazoa, Mollusca, Polyplacophora, Chitonida, Chitonidae.